Syzygium oleosum is the source of this 1306-nucleotide messenger RNA. Its product is annotated as probable inactive 2-oxoglutarate-dependent dioxygenase AOP2. The transcript is spliced from 4 exons. Gene Ontology annotation, molecular function: dioxygenase activity. Lineage: Eukaryota; Viridiplantae; Streptophyta; Magnoliopsida; Myrtales; Myrtaceae. The coding region runs from base 78 to 1034 and encodes 318 amino acids. The record is from RefSeq and is a predicted model, not a curated record.
GCACCCGAUCAAGAGACCAGCUUAAAAACAGAGUCUUGCUCUUGGCGUGUGCUCUGAGCGAUAGAGAGCUGAGAGAGAUGGUAGGAACAAAAUUGGCGUCCCCGAUCCCAGUGAUAGAGUUCUCCGAGGAAUGCAUGAAACCGGGGACAAGUUCAUGGGAAAAAGCUUGCAAAGUGAUCGUGCAGGCUCUUGAGGAUCAUGGGUGCUUCAUCGUGGAUCACCCCAAUGUCCCUCUUGGCCUUCAUGACUCUGUCUUUAGCGUCACCGAGGAUCUCUUCGACCUCCCCCAUGAAAACAAGAUCAAGAACACCAACCUCAAGCCAUCCCAUGGCUAUAUCCCCAAAGUCCCCGGGACUCCUCUCCUCGAGGGCAUGAACAUCGAUGGCGCUGAGAAGCUUGAAGUGUGCGAAAAGUUCACCUCUCUCAUGUGGCCCUCUGGGAAUGAUCACUUCUGCAAAACUGUUCAUGACUAUGGCAAAUUCAUAGCUGAGAUAGAGAAAGUAGUGCUCAGGAUGGUCUGCGAGAGUUAUGGUGUCGAGAAAUGCUAUGACCCUUACAUCGAAUCCUGCACGUACCUCCUACGAUUCUUGAAGUACAAGAAGCCGGCAGACCUCGACGCCAGUGUGAACCCGAUUGCUCAUACGGACAAGAGCUUCUUGUCCUACUUGCACCAGAACAACAUUAGAGGCUUGGAAGUGAGGACCAAAGAUGGCGAGUGGUUCACUUUCGAGCCCUCAGUGUCGACUUUCAUGGUCAUGGCCGGUGAUGCAUGUGUGGCAUGGAGCAAUGAAAAGAUCAAAGCUUGUUACCACCGAGUGGCGGUUAGAGAAGAGAGUCAAGUGAGAUACUCUCUCGGGACAUUCUCGUACGUCUCGGGAACGAUCGAGACCCCCAAGGAGUUCAUCGAUGAAGCACACCCUCAGCAAUACAAGCCCUUCAAUCACAUCGAUUUCCUCUGCUACUACGACUCUAGUGACAACCGCAUCAAGGCCGAGAGCCUCAUCAAGACCUACUGCGGAGUUCGGGCCAAUUAGCGCUCAUGAUUAAUUUAGAAGGAAUGGAGUAUACGCCUCUUAGUGUGAAAUAAGGUGAGACUGAGGAGAUUGCGGUCUCUCAGUCUUCUUUGUUCUGUUUUUGUGAAAUAAAGAGGCAUAAAAAAGUCAAAGGUGAUUGAUGUAGAGGUUUUUUAAGGCAAGGUUCUUGCAGCAAAUCGGGUCCAACUUUUCUUGCGAUGUAAUCCACCCACGUUACGAAAUUAUUGGAGCUUCCGUUGUCUCUUUCCAACAAGUGAUUUGAUUUCCUUGCU